This is a messenger RNA of Paramisgurnus dabryanus, 1611 nucleotides long. RefSeq names its product achaete-scute family bHLH transcription factor 1b (gene ascl1b). Gene Ontology annotation, cellular component: RNA polymerase II transcription regulator complex. Gene Ontology annotation, biological process: sensory organ development; regulation of neurogenesis; neuron differentiation. NCBI's taxonomy places the organism in Eukaryota, Metazoa, Chordata, Actinopteri, Cypriniformes, Cobitidae. The record is from RefSeq and is a predicted model, not a curated record. Gene Ontology annotation, molecular function: DNA-binding transcription factor activity, RNA polymerase II-specific; protein dimerization activity; RNA polymerase II transcription regulatory region sequence-specific DNA binding.
CUUGUACAGUUAACUAUUACCCUACUACAGUAUUUGGCAGACGAGUUUUACACUGCGAGAUUUACAGUUAAUAGAUUAUUAAUAUUAACGAAGAUUUACGUUCCUUAACAGGGAACAUAAAUGUGCACUGACCAUUAUUUCACAUACACAGGCACGCGUGGCGCAGUGCGCGCACAGAAUAGUUUCUUUUUAGAGUUCGUCAAAGCCACGCGCCCGGCGCGCGAAGCCCGAGCAGGGGAUUCAUGCAGGGGGCGGGGUUUUCCUCCGGGAGCGUGCGGCCCGAAUGGGGGUGGAGGUGCGGUGCACGUGUAGAAAAGGCCGAGCAAGUUCCUUCACCCCCAAAUCAGUAUCCGAACAGGUGAUAUCAACAUACUACGAUACGCUUGUUGGAGCCACGCGAAAGGCACGAGAGCGGAGCUUUACUCUCAAAUUACCUACUGCUGUAGCAUUGCGCACCACCUCAUCUUUUUAUUACACAUUUACGCGUUUAAGAGAUGGAGACAGCUGUCAUCGCGACAACCCAACUGACCCAGGAGUCAUUUUAUCAUCAGUUUUCGGAGAACUUUACAUCCCAUCAGAAACAGGACAGGGAGCGUUGCUCUCCACGCGCAGAACCCAAAGUGCUGAAGAGACAGCGCUCAAGCAGUCCAGAGCUGCUGAGAUGCAAGAGGAGACUGACCUUUAACGGACUCAGCUAUUCAAUUCCUCAGCAGCAGCCCGUGGCUGUGGCCAGGCGAAAUGAACGCGAAAGAAACCGAGUCAAGCAAGUCAACAUGGGCUUCCAGACGCUUCGCCAGCACGUGCCCAACGGAGCGGCCAACAAAAAGAUGAGCAAAGUGGAGACGCUGCGCUCAGCGGUGGAGUACAUCCGCGCGCUCCAGCAGCUCCUGGACGAGCACGACGCUGUGUCGGCUGUGUUUCAGUGCGGCGUCCCGUCUCCAUCCGCAUCCAAUGCGUACUCGGCGGGCCCGGAGUCUCCUCAUUCAACUUACUCCUCUGAUGAGGGCAGUUACGAGCAUCUCAGCUCAGAAGAGCAAGAGCUGCUCGACUUCACCACAUGGUUCGACAGAUAUUAACCAGGUGUUUCAUUGACUGGUAUACAUUGGUGCUGAAAGGACAGCACAUGGACAGUGAUGCGCACUGGUGCGCUCGAAGAAACCGAGGUUAUGGAUGAAGCACUGGCCACAAAAAUGACAUUUUCCAGUCGUGUGCUCGUCAACACAUAUGCAACACUUGCAACAUGUGAUAACUGCCUGGAUAUCUGGGAUAUCCACGGGCUUGUGUUUGUUCACCCAGUCAUCAAAUAUGCAUUCAACAAAUUCGAUCUGUUAAUGCAAUAAUUUGUAAGCGUGAUUAAAUGGGCAGUUGUAGUGAGGAAAAUAGUCCCAUAUAUGGAGUCUGUUAGGGAAUAAACUAACGUUACACUAGGCAGCUCACAGGCAAACUGUAUGUCUUAAUAUUUUUGUGCUAGAUGUGCGGAAGUGAUUUUGUACUGGUUGAAUAACUUUUGUAUCAAAGUGUGCACUUGUGUGUUGUUGUACAAACUUGUGUAUAUGCAAUUUUUUAUUAAGAGAAACCCUAUUUUAUGUAAAAUAAAGAUUUUAUUUAUUC